Molecule: messenger RNA, 6531 nt
Organism: Cheilinus undulatus (humphead wrasse)
Lineage: Eukaryota; Metazoa; Chordata; Actinopteri; Labriformes; Labridae
Gene: ppp1r21
Product: protein phosphatase 1, regulatory subunit 21
Exons: 22
Coding region: 569-2932 (787 amino acids)
Cellular component (GO): membrane; early endosome
Source: RefSeq, a predicted model, not a curated record
CAUUCGAGGAGGAUUUUUGCGGGUCAGAAAAUGAGAGUGUUUCUUCACAUGAAUGGAUUGUCAGGACUGUUGCUUAGCUUAGCACUGACUGUAAUCGCCCUCUAAUACGAUUUGCGGACACAGCGGGUAACGCGGCUGCUGUCAGCUAACAUGACCUGCAUGUGUUACUCGUUGUCGGGAUUUGUUUUGCUACACAGUUAGCUUCUUAGCUAGUGGGCUUGUUAGCUGUACGUAGCGCUUACCUAAAAACCGUUGCUGUCAUGUCAAAUUAAUAGUAGGUUUGAGAAAUAGACGUAAACCAGAUGACCACCGACCUGGCCUUUUUUUGGGACUUCAUACUGGUUAACUGUCAUAAUGUAUACCAGGUCAGUUAAAAAAGUAACGAAACAAGCCACGGUGAAGUAGUUAGUUGUUUCGGUUAGCUAGCUAGCCUGAGUUAGCAAAUAUUCAGCUGUCGUCAACGUUUGAAGCAGUCGGGAGAAGUGUCUCGUGCAGGCUAAGCGGACAUCCACGAGCUCAUAACGUUAUCAAACAUUAACGGUAAAUAACAGACCACGUCUCCAGCACCAUGGCUAACGUCACAGACCUGCAGACUAAAUACAGCAAGCUCGCACAGGAGUACUCCAAGCUCCGUGCUCAGAACCAGGUUUUGAAGAAGGGAGUUGUGGAUGAACAAGCCAACUCCGCCUCACUGAAGGAGCAGCUGAAGCAGAGGGACCAGAGCCUGAGAAAGCAGGAGCAGGAGAUGGACAGUCUCAGCUUCAGGAACCAACAGCUGGCCAAGAGGGUGGAGCUGCUGCAAGAGGAGCUCGCUGCGAGUGAAGCCAAGGGCAGAAAGGGGAAGAGUAAAGGAGACUCUCCCUCACAGCAUGGCCUGCAGACACAGAGUGUUUUUAAUGAAGACCUGCAGAAAAAGAUUGAAGAAAAUGAGCGACUCCACAUCCAAUUUUAUGAAGCAGACGAGCAGCACAAGAGGCAGGAAGCUGAGCUGAGGGCACGACUAGAAGAGCUGGAAAAAAACUCAGAGCAGCACCAGGCCAUAGUGGAUGGACUCACCACUAAGUACAUGGAAACAAUCGAACGGCUGCAGAGUGACAAAGCACGUUUGGAGGUGAAAACACAGACACUGGAGAGGGAAGCAAAGGAGUGCAGAAUGCGAACAGAAGAGUGCCAGCAGCAGCUGAGGCGGUGUCAGGCGGAGCUGAACAGACAGGUGAAACAGAGCAGCAGUGUAAUCCAGGAGAAAGUGCCCUUCAAUGACACCAAAUUUAGUGAAUAUAACAGCCUAAAUGUGCCACCACACAAUCGAAGGCACCAGCUUAAAGCUCGAGACGUGGCGGGUCAGGCUCUGAGCUUUAUUCAGGACCUGGUGGCUGCUCUGUUGAAUUUCCACUCUUACACAGAACAGAGAGUUCACAUUUAUCCGCUGGACUCCUCCAUUGAACCCAUCUCCCCACUUAACCAGAGGUUUUCCCAGUAUCUCCAUGAGAAUGCAGCCUAUGUGCGCCCCCUAGAGGACAGCUUCCUGCAGUUACACCAAAGCAUCACAGAGGACACAGUCACAGUCCUGGAGACCGUGGUCAAGCUGAAGAGCUUUGCUGAUAACUUCUCCACAUACACUCACUUCCUGCAGAAGAUUCUCCCCUACCAGCUGAAAAGCCUUGAAGAAGAGUGUGAAGCACCUCUUUGUACUGCCGCCCUCACUGCGAAAAACAGGGAGCUGCAGAGCGACAUGAAGAGAGUAACGUCUGUGUUUGAGAAACUGCAGAGCUACAUAACCCUUUUGGCCUUACCUAGUGUUCGACAGGAUGCCCUGCCACAGAGCAGCACCUCAGCUGUCUUCACCCAGCUGGCCGCCUGCCUGCACAGUCUUCACGAUGCCAUUAAAGAGAUGUCAAAGCACUACAACCAGAAGGCAGGCUUAGAGCAGGAGCUCCCCACUGUCACACAGAAGCUGUGCACCACCACAGAGUGCCUGCUGGGAUCUUUGGGCUCUCUGACCAGCAGCACCGGCAAGAUUGCCACUUUCUUCAGCAACAACUUGGACUUCUUCACGUCACCAGGCUACAGUCCAAGAGGCAGCACAGUAGCACUUAACCCUUUACAAGCAGAGAAUAUGCUGGCUAACAAAAAGAGAGCAGCUGCCUAUAUCCAGGCUAUCAAAAAGCCCUGUCCACAGUCUGUCCCAUACAAAGAAGCUCUGUCAAACCGCCGAAUACUCACCAGCUCCACGGAGAGCAGAGAAGGUCUCACCCAGCAGGUGCAGCAAAGCCAGGAGAAGAUCGCUCGGCUGGAGCAGGAGAAGGAGCACUGGCUCCUAGAGGCCCAGCUGGGGAAGGUGCGGUUGGAAAAAGAGAACCAGCGCAUUGCAGACCUGGAAGCGCAACUCGCAGUGGCUCUGGGGGGAAGUCCAGACUCACGAACAUCUGCUACAGCGGCCAGCACGCUUGCACAGAGCCACGAGGAAGCAGAGACGGAACAGAAAGCUGCAGGGAAAGAGACGACGCUCUGCACCAGCCUGGUUGGCAUGCUGUGCACAACACCUUCAAUAGAGAACGUGGGGGACGAGGAGUCCAGGGAGCAGCUGAUUAAAACUCACUACAUGGCGAGAGUCGGAGAGCUCACCACACAGCUGCAGAUCUCAGACAGCAAAGCGGUGCACUUUCACUCUGAGUGUCGAGCUUUGGCCAAGAGAUUAGCCAUUGCAGAAAAAUCACGGGAGACUCUGAGCGACGACAUCAAACUGGCCAAUCAGAACAUCACACACCUGCAGGAUGAGCUGGCUACGACGAAGCGGAGCUAUGAAGACCAGCUCAGCAUGAUGAGCGACCACCUGUGUAGUAUGAACGAGACUUUGAGCAAACAGAGGGAGGAAAUCGACACACUCAAGCUUGGUAGCAAGGGAAAUGCAAAAAAGAACAAAGGACGUUAGGGCUGCUCUUCCCUCUCUGGCUCCAUUCGGCUUCACAAAGGGCACCUUAAGAGAAGAUCUGGUCCCUGUGGAGCCUCCAGCAGCAUCCUGCUACCAACAAUCCCUCUGUCUUCAAACCACAGGACGGAUACACAAGCCCCAGACUCCUCCUCUGUCAGGCAGCAGAGAUACAGAGACUGUGUGGAGGCUUGAACGUGUUUGACUGCUUCUUUUUUUCCCUUUUUGUUGUCACAGCACCAGUUAUAACAUGAUGUGAUUUGCUAUGAAAUGCCUGAAGCUUCUGUUUGACCUUUUGGCCAACGCAGAGUGGGAGAGAAAAACUUUCACUGUAAAAAGGGACAGAAGGAAGGAAGGAAGCUGGACAAGCUGAUAAUGCUCACUGAAGUCAAGACUUGAAGACCAAACCCUGUUUUUCUGUGUGCUUGUUUUUACUGCUAACAUACGUUUUGGGAGAAAAUGAAACUGUUACCCGCACUUUCCACAAGAGCCCUUUUCACACAUGCAGGUAACCUAGCCUGAAAAUUUCCUGAGUUGCUUGUUUACACUUGUCACUCAUGCCAAAAAGUCAGUCAGUGGAGGGGUGGAGACAUGGGGAGCUAGCAGAGAAAUUUAAGGUUGAAAAAACUCUGUUUGCAUUCAGACAUUAAGCUCACCCAGGUCAAUUGAGGAAAUUUUCAGGGGUUUUGUGCAAGUGUGACAAGGACCAUAAUUUGUCUGCACACAGUUUUGUUUGCGCUGCACACUCCAGAGGAUCGCAACCUUUCUAGUUGAUCUCUGUUAUGUGCCAGAAGCACCAUUCUGCUCUGCUCCAUUCAAGACAGUCUUUUUUUAACGGAGCUGCUGCCAGCACAUGUCAAACAGAACAGAGCAGAACAGCCAAAACAGGAAGUCAGACACGAGAAUGUACAGGUCAUUGUAUUUUACCAGUGGAUUUUUAUUUUGAGAUGAGAAAGCCAAAGUUGACAAACAAGCUUUUUCCCAUUAUGUUUGAAACAGGAAAGAAGAGCUCAGAAAUAAAACCCAAAGGCAGUUUGAUAUUAAAUUGGGAAUUCCCUCAAAAAAAUCUAAGAAAACUUUUGCUCACUGUUCAACUUGCAAAGAAAAAGCCCAUAAAUUAAGCUAUUUUUUAGACUAAAACUAUGACUAGAAGUGUUUCUUCUUCCAUAAGGAAGAUGAAGAUGAGCUAAAAAUAGAACUUUGUUGACAAAAAUUCUGUCACCAAAUAUUUUUGGUGGACUGUUGGAUAUUUAAAAUCCAGGAUUAUUUCAUCGCUAAUAUAAGUUGGUGUGUUUUAAUUCAAUGAAAGUAUUGAAAGUGCAUUUCUUUUUUUCUUUUUUUUUACACUUGAGUUAAUUUUAGAACUUGGCUGAUAAAAUUAUAACACAAAAUAAAUGUCUUGACUAAAAGUACAGAAAAAAAUUUAAGAACUAUGUUUUGACUAAAACUGGAGAAAAAUGUUUUUAUAGGUUUUUGUCGACAAAACUAGAGACUAAAACUAUAUGUUCUUUGCAGAUGAUGCCACACAACAGCAAAGAACUGUCCUUGGGGGCAAGAAGUGAUUUCUGCAUAGAGAAACGCUACCUCAAAGGUAGUUUUACUAUGCCAAGCAUUUAAAGAGCAAAAUUAUAAACUUUCAUAACUCUUCAGCUACUUCUUUGUCCUGGAAGAAGUGAAAUAUUCAGGCAUAAUAAUAGUCUAAAAAGCCUCUAUCUAAAGCCUGGACAACUGUUGUCACACAACACUCAUGUAUGGUCCGUUUCCACAAAGCAGUCCAGCUUGGUUUAGGACAGUUUUGUCAUGGUUUAGCACAUUUAACUCUGAUCUUACCUGCUUUCUCAGCUAAAAGUCAUCUCACCAACCUCCAGUCUUGCUCACUGUGAUGGGAAAUCUGUCCCUUAAGAAAUCCAGAUCAUUUGGCUCAGCUCACUAGAGCUGGUUGUUUGGCUCCAAAACAUCUCUUCAUUUGGUACCUAUUUGGCUUUUUAAAUGUGGGUUAAAUAGUGGUCAAGGAUGAUGCAUGCUUAAGAGUCUGAUAGAUACAGAUCACACAGGCCUGUUAAUAUAGGAAAAACACAAGGUUUUCAUCAUUCUUUGCCUGUUUCUGCAGUUUUUUCGUCAUGUGUGAAAGCAUUCAUGUUUUUUUGCUUAAUUUUAAAAAUGAGAGAAAUUGUUUUGUUUUCAUGUCCUUUUCAGAUUCUUAUUUAAACUCAAACUGCUUGAAAGGGCUCUUUAUUCCUUGUUUUGCUUUCCUUUUUUUAUUUAUUUUUUUUUUUUUUAAUACAAUAAUUAGGAAACAGCUGGUUUCUUGAGUUUGGCUUUCUCAUCUUAACAUAAAAAUCCAUGGGGCAAAUACUACACUGACCCAGUUGUUUAUCCAAUCACUAAAUCAAUGAUGUCAAAGUAAUGGAAAGCAAAUUAACAGCAAAUCAACCUUCAACAGGCAAAGUAACAUGCUUUUCGUAUGUUCUCCUUAUUCACGUGUCAUCUAGUGAUCCAGCUGCUCUGUGCUCAGCUCUGCUUCAGAAUCAGACCCAGUCCCAGUGACCUAAGGUGUGCUGUGGAUUUGAGCAAAAACCGUGGCACAGAUGGAACACCGUCCUUGUGGAAAAUACGGGUAAACUUUAGUGCUUCUUUGACAGUGCUAGGGAGUAAAUGUGCAUCUCAUUGUGCGACUGUGGCACGAUACACUUGUGAGUAUUGUUUUACACUUAGAUUUUUAAAAUUAAAUUAGAGAUCAUUGUGCAAGCCGUUCCAAGAGCCUCUAAUACCAUCUUAAUUAAAAGACAUGCAUACAUCAUAAGCUUCUGUAAAGAAGGGCUUUAAUGAGCAACCAACAAAGACUUGAAUUCAUUCCUCAUUUAGGAAAACGUGAAGUCCUUUGGGCGGGGAGAAAAGGAAGGAAAAUGUCUGCCUUGAAGCACUGAUUAAACGUGUUUACUUGGACUAAAAAGGGCAGUAUAGACAAGUCCAAGCUUGUAAAACGGUGUCAGUCUGUCUCUGUGAUGUUACUCUUAACAUAGAUGUUUUUAUCACCAAAGUAAGUAUGGACAUGCACUCGGACGCUUUCUGUGGCACAGAUUCAUGUUGUAAUAUGUAAGGACAAAAAAGGGUUAAUGUGAAUAUACACUCAUUUCAGAUCAUGAUAUAAUUGUACUGUAUCAUUUCUAAAAAAGAAAAAUAAUGUGUAAAUAUAUAAAAAAGGUGUUUAUUCAGAGCUUAAAUCUUUAUUUUCCACAACAUUUAAGAUUAUGAUUUUCAGCUGUUUUCUAUGUGUCCAUUAAGGCUCCAUUUUUGUGUCUCAAAGAGUAACUGGUGCUUAGACAACCUGAUUCAUGAGUCAUGGCAGAGUGCAGUUCAAGUUUACAGUAAAAUAAAAGCCUCUUUGGCUUGUAGUGACACGAGGAAAAUGAUAGAAGAGCCCAGCAGUGGAUUGCAGCAGUUCAUUCAAACCUCUUUGUUUGAGAAUCCACACCUGCCAGCAAAACUUUGACUACAAAGAUUUGCCCCUUAAACUGAUAAAAAAAAAUAACAAAAACACUUGUAUUCUCACAAUGUAACCUGUUGAAAAGCACAUAUAAAUAUGUGGAUUAAAGAAAAGC